AACAAAGUUUCAAUAUGGCGGUAAAGACUUGCAUUUGUUGAUGUUAGCGAGAACAAGAACUCUAUUUUUAGUGAUUUAAGAAACGGUUACAAUAUAAACAUGGCAACUAUUGCACCAAAGGAUGGGCCUCCUGAGGUGGUUAAUGCCAGAAGGACUGAAUCUCUUGAUGCCCCACACAUACUAAAUCUUGUGCAGGAAUCUACCAAUACUCUCUUUGGUAGAGUUAAUAUUGUGAAUAUCAUAGAAAAGGCUGUGCUAGCAGUAACAUUGUGUAAUGACAGAGAUGAAAUUCUUGGCCAUGCUGCCUUUUUUGAUUAUCCAAAUGCAGAGGUGGAUGCAGCCACUUGGGAGACGUGGUUUGCAGACACAUAUGGCAACCAGCAGUCCAAUGCAUUGAACUCUCUCUUCAUGCAUUAUUUUGUGGCUAAACCUGAGUAUGCACAUGGCUGUGCAAGGGAGAUAAUCCGAACAGCAUUUAAUGCUGUACCUGAUUUACAUUUCCUCUUUCUGUUGGUGCCAAUGGGAGCAUAUCCAGAUUCUGCAUUGGAUGAAAUUUUCAAACAAAUUGACAAAAAGGAAGGAUCCUCUGGGACCUCCAAAGGAGCUGUGUUUGUCUGCCACAGACAUAAUCAUGUGCCUGUCCUACACGUCAGAAAAGCCAGAGUGGAGGACCAUGAUGAUCUGACCCCGAUCUUCAAUCGCCAGAGUGACAUGUUGAAGAUGACCUAUGGAGACUACUUCUUGGCGGAGUUGAUUGAAGCUCAAGAUGAUCACAUGCACUGUCUGGUAGCUGAGGUUGAUGGAACUGCCAUUGGUUUCAUGAGCAUCAGUGAUGAUGUCAAUGUGGACCUACUGAACAGCUGUUUUGAACUUGGUGCACUUCAUGGAUUGAGAAAACCUCACCCAGAUGACCAAGUGUCACCGCCCCAAACCCCUCCUCCAGAGGCCCCCACGGAGGAAGAGAGGCCAGGGUCGAAGAUGUCGGAGAAGUCUGUCAGCUCUUCACACAGUAAAGCAGAACAGACAGAUGGACAAAUGGAUGAAAAGAAACCUGGUAGCAGACAGUCCAGUGGCCAGAACUCCAGAGCUGGAAGUAUGUCAGGGGAUCCUCCUAAAAUACAAAGUAAACUGAGUGACGCCAAUCUGACGGGGGCCUCCUUACUGAGUGACGGGGAACAGAUGGAGGAGGUGGCACAUGAUGCCGAGGAGCGGGAAUCCCAGGUCUCCAGCAGGAAGAGUUCUUUCAAAGAGGAGCCUUUACAGUCUAGACUUGGAACACCACAACCUGUUACACCAAUGAGAACACAGAAACGCUUUGUUCCGACCUAUAAAGGACCUCUUAACGCUUUCAGCAUACAACUUUUCUGUAUAGAUGAAAGAUAUGAAAUGAGGUCAUAUGAUUUUCUGGCUACAUGUUUUUCAUUGUUCCAAGACCUCAGCUUCUGUAUCAUCACUGUACCACAUCUUGUUCCUGAAUUUCCUCUGCUUCAGAGAUUUAUGAGGGUGACCCCGAGAUGUCCAAGCAUCUUGUCACAGGAACUAUAUGUCUUCUACAAGGCUGGUCUUCUGAAGGAUUUCAAAGUCAGACCAGCAUGUUCCUCAGACUCUGCUGGUGCAGAGAAACUUGUUAAAAGCAUCCAUCUUAAUGAAAAUAUCCUCAGAGAUUUACAGCAGUACAACAAAGCAAGGAGGGAUGAGGAUGGAACUGAAAUUCAAGCAUUUGUUGCUGAAUGUCAAGGUCAAAUUGUCGGCCUUUCAAUUAUUCGAAGAGAAGAGAAUAUUGAGUACAUCCGUUCUCACUAUAACAUUGAAGACUUCAUCUACUACAAUCAUCAUAAGAGGGAGGACCAUGCUCAUCUCCAUCACUUUGCUCUAAACCCCAUCUUUAGUCAUCUGUCCAAGAACUUUAUCAAAGAAAUUUUCAGGCAAGGACACAAGACCUGUUUAUACUAUCCUUUGUACCCAAGUUAUACACCAAGGGAGACGGUGGAUAAACACUCCCUGGUGAGUGCUCUGAAUGACAUGGUGCCCGUGAGAUCGCGUAGACAGAUCACCUACCCAUUGGAAAAACUCGGAAUCAACGCUCCCUCCGAGCGGGUGCUGAAGGAGAAGGAAUGCUACGCUCUGAACCAUAUUAACAGAAAACUUGUUAUGGAGCCUAAGGUAACAAUAAAUGCCCGGAUUGUGGUGGUUGGAGCUUCUGAUGUAGGAAUUUCUCUUUUGGAGGCGCUUGCAUAUUGUCCCCACUUACGGUUCAACAACUUGACUUUGAUCUCGCCCCAUGGACUGCCAGGAGAGAUGGCCCCUGACGAACUGAGGGACCAGAUGCUGGGUCACUCAUACUGUUACGAUCAGGAGAGCUAUGCCAAGGUCUCCCUCAGGACAUGGGUGAAUAUGGUAGUUGGUAAAAUGACUGCGUGUGACAGGAAGAAGAAGGUUGUUGUAGUGAAUGGAACAUCAGUGGUUCCUUAUGAUCAUCUAGUGAUGUGUAUGGGACAACAGUACCAGAUUCCUGCCCCCACCGAGGCAGAUGUUGACAUGGGGACCACUAACAGUGAUUUACCAAACUCUCCAGACAGGCGUUACCUCAAAGGCCAGCCCAAGAAUCUGUUCACAGUCAAUGAUGAGUAUGAUGCAGCAGUGGUUUUGUAUUGGAUUGAAAAUUAUUUCCUCAAGUCUAACAGGAAGGCUUUAGUGUACGGCUGUACUUUGGAUGCCUACUGUUGUGUACAAACCCUCCUAGCUAUGGGGAUACCAGGCGAAAACAUCCAGCUGGUGGAACCACCUGCAGUUCAGCAGUCUACCUGCUUCAAUGACCCAAAGGUAGAUGAAGCUGUUAAGCAGGCCAUAGUGUCCAGUGGUGUCCAGGUGCAUUCUGGGUAUAUUCUAGCCCAAUGGAAUGAUGGGAAUGAUGCAACAGAGAUUACUUCAGCCAGUUUUACAUCUAAAUCAACGCCCCUGAGACUGGAAUGUGGGGCAUUCUUUGCCUACUACAAGAGAGCUGUGGAUACAGAUGCUUUCAAGGCCAUUAAUGAUGCCUGUCUGGUUUAUGAUGGUAAGUUGGUUAUCGAUGCUGCCUUCCAUACGAAUGAUGUGUCAGUCAGAGGGGCGGGAACCAUCACAAAGUACCAGCGUAAAUAUCACGCGGACCAGUGGAGCCAUGCCAACUUCAACUCCAAAGAAGUGGGAGUACAUCUGGCCACUGAGCUGCUGCGUCUGUUUGACCCCACCCUGGACCAGCAGAGUGGACCCCCAGAGGAGGCAUUGAAUCUGAUCCCCAUCUACAGAAAUCCUAAAAUUCAAGGAGGGGUUUUACCAGGUGGCUACCACUACCUGCAUGUUGCCAAACCUGGCUUAGACAUCCCAUUAGCCACACAGAAAGAACAGCCAGAUUACGGUAAGGAGUACAUGACCGGCACCCCUGGAGGUGAACCUGAGUAUUUUAGGAUUCACAUUAACCAGUACAACAAUGUGGAAACCAUCACAUGUCUAGCUAAACAGGCUUUCCCAAGUGAGAACUUCAUCUGUUUAUAUGGACUGCAUGAAAGGUUUUUGAACAACAUGGUGUCUCGCUUUAAUGAAAAACUCAUUCCAGACUUCUAUGGGUUCUUUAAGGAGACCUGGAGCGUUGCUCUAUAUCAUGAUAGAUUCUCCGACUUCAGGGACGAGGUUCGAGAACUUCUGGUGACAAGCCCAGGAGUUGGGAUGGACUGUAUUGAAGACAAGGUCAGAGAGGUCGUGGAUGAGGAUGUACCGAUGAAUGAUGCUCAGAAGAAGCAGCUGUUAGAAAUCUACGCCUCCAGUGGAUCAAAGAGAGCUGUGGAGACACGCCUCCUUAGCUUCCUGAGUUACAAUUACUAUCACCUCCCCAUGUAUGCCAAGCCGGGAAUGGUGUAGUGCUGAAAUCAGAGCACUAGUUCUGGACAGCCAUUUGUUCAAUAACAAAGUCUGUGUAGAAGUGAUUCAAAUUGACAAUUGGUGAUGAGCACUUUUCCAACAGGAGUUCCUCAGCGAGGAGAUCUUACUUGGAGAUGAUUUAUGAAGUUUCUAUUUAUAUUGUACAGUAAAAUGAAAUGAAAAUGUCCACUCUUCUGUGAUACAAUGUUUUUGCUCUUAAAUAUAUUUAUUGAAGAUCACUUUACUUGUACAGUUCCUUGUUUUGUAAUAAAUACUUAAUUAUUUUA
Molecule: messenger RNA, 4184 nt
Organism: Ostrea edulis (European flat oyster)
Lineage: Eukaryota; Metazoa; Mollusca; Bivalvia; Ostreida; Ostreidae
Product: cilia- and flagella-associated protein 61-like
Exons: 29
Coding region: 100-3897 (1265 amino acids)
Source: RefSeq, a predicted model, not a curated record